Messenger RNA from Ailuropoda melanoleuca (giant panda), 17362 nucleotides. It is a transcript of the gene DGKH, whose product is annotated as diacylglycerol kinase eta. The record is from RefSeq and is a predicted model, not a curated record. The transcript is spliced from 31 exons. Gene Ontology annotation, molecular function: protein binding; ATP-dependent diacylglycerol kinase activity. Gene Ontology annotation, biological process: phospholipase C-activating G protein-coupled receptor signaling pathway. Lineage: Eukaryota; Metazoa; Chordata; Mammalia; Carnivora; Ursidae. Gene Ontology annotation, cellular component: plasma membrane. The coding region runs from base 1174 to 4836 and encodes 1220 amino acids.
CAAACCAUUGGACUCAUCAGUGACCAAACAGUUAGGUUAGUCUAAAGGCCAUUAUUCUGAUUCUUUUUCUCUUAAAGAAUUCCCUUCACAAGAAUAUAUUCUGUGUGGAUCUAGAAUACAUAUUUACAACACCAUAACGGCUCUUAAAUUUUAUUUUGCUUAGCUCCUUCCCUUCCUAAAGACAACUAGAACUGGAGAAGUAGUUUCCAUCAGUUAGUAUUUCAAGCAGCAAUCUCCUGUCUCUGAAGAUUCAAACCAGCACAUUUUACAUUUUAAUCAGCAAUGUGGAUAUACAGUAUUGGGAUUGCAUAUUGUUUCUUAUAACCUCUUAGAACUGCAAUGGAAUUAUCGUUGAGAGUGAGGGUGCAACUAAAAAGAAACAAAAGAAAACUCCAAUAGAAUGCUAGUUUGGAGGACCCUUAAAGGUCAACUGAAAAAGUAGAAGGUCAGAUCAACUGAAAAAAUAGGAAUGGGCACUGAAGGACAUGAACAUGCUGAAAAGAUUAAAUGCUUUUCUGAAGUGUGAAGAGUUUCCACAGUCUGGCAGGGACUUUUUGCCCUACUUAAAAAUACAGCUAAGUUUAGCGUUCUCUGUGGAUGACAAGAGGAAUCUGUCAUUUUAGUGUCUUCUCCCCCAAGCCCUCCCACACCUACAAGGGUUCUUUGACGCUGAGCGUGCACAGCCUGCCGCGAGGCUGCUAUUCCCGAGCGCCCGCUUCGCCAGCUCGGUUGGGACGAGUUGUGAGCGGUGGCUGCAGCCUGUUGAUCCCAUUUCCUCCUGCUCUGGUCCGGGUUAGGGAGUGGCUCUCCCAGGACCUCCAAUGUUUUCGUGCUCGGGCACUGGUGUUCACAUGGUUUCAGUGCAUUGUUUUCUCGCAGGCAGUCUCGGUUGGCGCUUCAGUUUAGACAUUUAUUUUGCAUUCUGUGGUCUUGGGCUGCGUGUACUCUCUUGUUUCUGCGCUCUCUCCACGCCCUUCCCAGUUUCCUGUUAGCCAAAGGGAUCGCUCUUUCUGAACGAAAAGUUCUCAGAGCGGAGUGGAACCUCCCGGAAAAUGCUCUUCUCUUCCGUGUGCGCCGGAUGGAGGUGGGGGUGGGCCAGAAACUAAACACCACGGUCGGGAGAGCUGAAAGGACCCGAACCGCGAGGCAGAGGCGGGAGAGGAGUCGGAGAGGAUGGCCGGGGCCGGUGGCCAGCACCACCCUCCGGGCGCCGCGGGAGGAGCGGCCGCCGGGGCCGGCGCCGCGGUCACCCCCGCCGCUGCCUCGGCGGGGCCCGGAGACGAUUCGUCUGACAGCGAAGCGGAGCAAGAGGGACCCCAGAAACUGAUCCGCAAAGUGUCCACCUCGGGGCAGAUCCGGACCAAGACCAGUAUUAAAGAGGGGCAACUAUUGAAGCAAACCAGUUCCUUCCAAAGGUGGAAAAAGCGUUACUUCAAGCUUCGAGGCCGUACACUUUAUUAUGCAAAGGACUCAAAGUCUCUGAUAUUCGAUGAAGUUGACCUCUCAGAUGCCAGUGUAGCUGAAGCAAGUACAAAAAAUGCAAACAACAGUUUCACGAUAAUCACUCCAUUCAGAAGACUAAUGCUGUGCGCUGAGAACAGGAAGGAGAUGGAGGAUUGGAUGAGCUCACUGAAGUCUGUACAGACCAGAGAACCUUACGAGGUGGCCCAGUUUAACGUGGAACAUUUCUCAGGGAUGCAUAACUGGUACGCCUGCUCCCAUGCCCGACCCACUUUCUGUAACGUGUGCAGAGAGAGUCUUUCCGGAGUCACCUCCCAUGGCCUGUCCUGCGAAGUGUGUAAAUUCAAGGCUCACAAAAGAUGUGCAGUGAGGGCAACAAAUAAUUGCAAAUGGACGACUCUGGCCUCCAUCGGGAAGGACAUCAUAGAGGACGAAGAUGGAGUAGCUAUGCCCCACCAAUGGCUUGAGGGUAACUUGCCCGUGAGUGCCAAAUGUGCUGUCUGUGACAAAACGUGUGGCAGCGUUCUACGUCUACAGGAUUGGAAAUGCCUUUGGUGUAAAACAAUGGUACACACUGCCUGCAAAGAUUUAUAUCAUCCUGUGUGUCCCCUUGGCCAAUGUAAAGUGUCCAUCAUACCUCCAAUUGCACUGAAUAGCACUGAUUCUGAUGGUUUCUGUAGAGCGACAUUUUCAUUCUGUGUUAGUCCUCUGUUGGUUUUUGUCAAUUCUAAGAGUGGAGAUAAUCAGGGAGUAAAGUUCCUUCGUCGAUUUAAACAGUUGCUAAAUCCGGCUCAGGUGUUUGAUUUAAUGAACGGAGGUCCUCAUUUAGGUUUAAGACUAUUCCAGAAGUUCGACAAUUUCCGAAUUCUCGUUUGUGGAGGAGAUGGAAGUGUAGGUUGGGUUUUGUCAGAAAUUGAUAAGCUCAACUUGAAUAAACAGUGUCAGCUGGGAGUAUUGCCUUUGGGUACAGGAAAUGACCUUGCCCGGGUUCUAGGCUGGGGUGGUUCCUAUGAUGAUGACACCCAACUUCCUCAGAUAUUAGAGAAGCUGGAACGAGCCAGUACCAAAAUGCUAGACAGGUGGAGUAUAAUGACCUAUGAACUCAAAUUGCCACCAAAGGCUUCUCUACUUCCAGAACCUCCAGAAGCAUCGGAAGAAUUUUAUAUGACAAUUUAUGAGGACUCUGUUGCAGCUCAUCUUACAAAAAUCCUCAAUUCUGAUGAACAUGCAGUGGUCAUAUCGUCUGCCAAGAUACUAUGUGAAACUGUAAAGGACUUCGUUGCCAAAGUAGAGAAGGCCUAUGAGAAAACGUUGGAAAACGCCGUUGCAGCUGACGCCGUGGCCAGUAAAUGUUCGGUCCUAAAUGAAAAGCUUGAACAACUACUUCAAGCUUUGCACGCAGAUUCCCAGGCUGCCCCCGUUCUCCCAGGCAUCCGCUCUCUCAUUGUAGAAGAAGAUACUGCGGAAUCUUCCAGUGAAGAAUCCUUGUGUGAAAGCAAGGAACAGCUCGCGGAUGACCCUGCGAAACCUCCCUCCCAGAAAGCUGUCAAACCAAAGGAAAUAAUGUUGCGGGCAAACAGUUUAAAGAAAGCAGUGAGACAAGUCAUUGAAGAAGCCGGCAAAGUUAUGGAUGACCAGAGUGUUCAUCCCUGUGAACCAGUUAACCAAUCAUUCGAUAACGAUAGUACAGAAACAGAUGAAUCUAAGGAAGAAUCUAAAGAUGAUGAUGCAACAGCGUCAUUAACUGUUAAAACUGCACCUGCACCUCGGUCUCCAGAUGGCCGGGCAAAUCGUUCCCAGACUGACUCUGGCCCUGGUCCAGCUGUGGCAGCCAGCAAAGAAAACCUCCCUGUGCUCAACACUAGAAUAAUCUGCCCAGGUUUAAGAGCAGGACUAGCUGCCUCAAUUGCUGGGAGUUCUAUAAUCAACAAAAUGUUACUAGCAAAUAUUGAUCCUUUUGGUGCAACGCCAUUUAUCGACCCAGAUCCAGAUUCAGUAGAUGGAUAUUCAGAAAAAUGUGUCAUGAACAAUUACUUUGGGAUUGGAUUAGAUGCAAAAAUUUCGUUAGAAUUUAAUAAUAAGAGAGAGGAACACCCUGAAAAAUGCAGGAGCCGAACUAAAAACUUGAUGUGGUAUGGAGUCCUUGGAACCCGGGAGUUACUACAGAGGUCGUAUAAGAAUUUAGAACAGAGGGUUCAACUUGAAUGCGAUGGGCAGUAUAUUCCUCUGCCCAGUCUUCAAGGAAUAGCAGUGUUGAACAUUCCCAGCUAUGCAGGAGGCACUAACUUUUGGGGUGGAACUAAAGAGGAUGAUAUAUUUGCUGCACCAUCAUUUGAUGACAAGAUCCUGGAAGUUGUUGCGAUAUUUGAUAGCAUGCAAAUGGCAGUUUCAAGGGUCAUUAAACUGCAGCAUCAUCGAAUAGCCCAGUGCCGUACGGUAAAAAUCACCAUAUUUGGCGAUGAGGGAGUCCCAGUGCAGGUGGAUGGUGAAGCAUGGGUUCAGCCUCCAGGAAUUAUCAAAAUUGUGCACAAAAACAGAGCUCAGAUGCUAACAAGGGACAGGGCUUUUGAAAGCACUCUGAAAUCUUGGGAAGAUAAACAGAAGUGUGAUUCUGGUAAACCAGUUCUUCGAACCCAUUUGUACAUCCAGCAUGCCGUUGACUUGGCCACAGAAGAGGUGUCCCAGAUGCAGCUCUGCUCCCAGGCCGCAGAGGAGCUCAUUACUCGCAUCUGUGACGCAGCCACGAUCCAUUGUCUGUUGGAGCAAGAACUGGCCCAUGCUGUGAAUGCGUGCUCCCACGCCCUGAAUAAAGCCAACCCACGGUUCCCAGAGAGUCUUACGAGAGACACUGCCACUGAAAUAGCGAUCAAUGUGAAGGCCCUAUAUAAUGAAACAGAAUCUUUGCUAGUGGGCAGGGUUCCUUUGCAGUUGGAAUCCCCGCACGAGGAGCGCGUGUCUGACGCUUUGCACUGUGUGGAGGUGGAGCUGCAGAAGUUAACGGAGAUUCCUUGGCUUUACUACAUCUUACACCCAAACGAAGAUGAGGAGCCCCCCAUGGAUUGCACCAAGAGAAACAGCAGAAGCACAGUCUUUCGUAUCGUGCCAAAAUUUAAAAAGGAAAAGGUUCAGAAGCAGAAGACAAGUUCCCAGCCUGUUCAAAAGUGGGGCACAGAGGAAGUUGCUGCUUGGCUGGAUCUGCUCAAUUUGGGAGAGUACAAAGAAAUCUUCAUCCGUCAUGACAUCAGAGGGGCUGAACUUUUGCAUCUGGAAAGGCGAGAUCUUAAGGACCUGGGGAUAACGAAAGUGGGUCAUAUGAAGCGAAUUCUCCAGGGAAUUAAAGAGCUUGGAAGGAGCACUCCCCAGUCUGAGGUGUAAUCAUAUUGGUGCUAUUCCUUGGAAGGGAUGUAAUUGCUACUUAAUACAAAGCUCUGAGAAGCACUUGUCUGUUUCUGUACUUUUCUGCCUAGAAAAGCAAGCACCACGGAAGCACCUCUAUGGCUUGAUAUUUUGCUGUGGGUAAAAAUUUUCAUUUGAGGUAUUAGAAAAUAUUUUUGUGCCAAAAAAAAAUACAUUCCACAAAGCCAUUUUCUUGACGUGUUCCAAUAUGCUCAUAUUACUAAGAAGGUAGGAAGAGCCCGAGAAAAUUGCAUUGUCUGAAAGGUGGAAACAUUGACUUUCCUUAAACCUGGUCAGACAGAAUGUUCUUACUAUGUGGCUAAAACUUCUUAGGUUUCAUUAUUGGAGGCAUUGGCUUCUUCCUUAAAAUCAUUGGUUAGGAGACUAAGAUAUAGAUUAGGUUGUGUUUUGAAUGUUAGAUGGGUGUCACCUCAGAUUCCUAGCAUUCAGUGAUCUGAGAAUAUGGUUGAAACCUCUCAAAUAUUACGAAUGAAUGCAAAUCUUAAUGCACGACAUUCCUGCCUGAAUGGUCUUUCUUUUUCUUGCAUGUCACAUGUAAUAUCAUAAAACUUAGCUUUCAUGUCAGUUUUAAUGUAAUUUAAUUUAUUACUACCGAAAUUACCUUUCUGUUGUUGGUUCAAGGCACUUUUGUGUUCUUUGAUAUGGGAUUUUGGAUAAAUAUUCUGUAUGUAAGAAUUUGUGAACAUGCGUCUGUGCCAUAAUCAACAAAUGAUAUACAUUUUAUGCAAGCCAAUUUGAUGUCACUCUAUUAUCAACAGUAGACAUGCACAUUAAGAAAACCUCUGGAUAUUUUUAUAAAAUUACGUGUUCUGUUGCCGAACAAAACUUACUAUAGCUUCCCAAACCAAAAUUCCCACAUUUUGUUAUUGUUUUUGUUUUAAUUUAGUAUUUAUUUAAUACUCUGUUUGCAUUUAUAAUACAGUGGGCCAUUGACAUCCAGGAGUUUCCCCAAGGUCUCAACUGGGAUCUGUAUACUGAUUGGUCACCCAGACUUCCCCACUAUCUAGAGUGACUACUGACACAACUUCUCAACAAGAGAUUUAAAUUUUUGAAUUUUUUCUGAAGGGCUUAUAUUAUUAUUAUUAUCUCACUUAAUUCUCGUAUCAGGUAGAUAUUAUUUUCCUUUUUCUAAACCACUAUACUUCAGUGUAGCUUAUUAGGAGUCAACUUUACAAGUACCAAAUCUUUGAAAGCCAAAGUCAUACGUGUCAAAAAGUCACAAAAAUAUCCUUAAACAAUAUUUCUUUAGACAUUAGAUACCAAAAAUUAAUUAUAAUAUUUAAAAAUCUUCUAUAUAAGAGAAGAAAACAGGGUAUUGACCCAGUGGUGACAAUUUUCAUGAAGUAGCCUUCUAAUUAGGUGCUUAAUAGAUACACAUACACACACAUACACUUCUACGUGUCUAUCCACGUAUUCAUGUACAUUCACACUUACACAUGCAUACUCUUGAAAUAUACUCUCAUUGAUAUUUUCUAGACAAUUAGUUACCAAAUGAGAAAUAUUAGUGGGAAAGCAUUUAAAAUGAACAUUGUCAGACAUAUAAUUUAAUUAUAGCAAAAGAGUUAGAAUAUUUGAUACUUUAUUCUUAUUUAUAAAUUGGGUAUUUAACUACUAGUAAAAUCACAAAAUUUGGAUAUCUUAAAAAUAAAUGAGCCUGAUGGGCUCCUGUCCAAAUGUGUCUGACUAUAUAUUUUACCUGUCUAAGUUGUGAAUAAAUAGAAAUUUUCCAAAGGGAAUAAUAUCAAGUAGCGUAAAAGAGUCAAAAGCUACUCACUUAAUAUUGUAAUGUUACCCACACUUAGGAAAUCAAAGGACUUCUUUUAUAGUCCUCACCUCCCCAGCUUGCAAGGUGUCCCACUUUUCCAGGCAUUUCCCUGUGAAAUUAAGAUAGAGAGGCCAGCGUCUUGGAACUCAACUGUGAGAUCACAGGUCCCUGUCCAGCUCCACCAAAAAAAAGAAAGGUAGGGGCAAAGAGGUAAGGAUAUCUAUAUAUAAUUAAUAUAAUAUAAUUAAUUAUAUUAAUUAAUAUAAAACUCUGCAUUGAUUUUUACUUACCCAAAAUACCCCUCUGCCACUAGUAAAGAUUUAAGCUCUUACAUGUUCAGAAUUUGUAAAUUUUUUGUUAGAUGUCGAUCUUUUUACUCAUAGGUAGUAACUCUUAUCUAUGCUGUAAAACCUCCAUUAAUGGAUUCUUUAGUUAACUAGAAUUUUCUUGCAGAUGGCUUUUGGAUGAGGGAAAUCCUUCAAAAUGACAAUUUUGACAUUUGUUGUUGUUUUAAAUAAGAGCAAUUAUUCCUGUAUGCUUCGUCCGUGCAUGGCUGUGUAGGACCCAAAUGACCUUACUCACAUCUGUUUGCCCAGAUGGUGUCUUCAGAGCCUCCUCAGGCCCCUGUCAGUGGAGGAGCCAGCUUCUUAUAGUAGAUGGGGCUACUAUAUAUAUACUAUAUAUAAUAGAAAGUGCAAAGAGCUGCUCUCUGGAAUCUGAUCACAAUCAGGGGAGUGCAGGUGGGACCUCGGUACCUUGAUCCAUUCAUAAGCUGAGGUGAGAAGCUUAAACCUGUUCCCAAUUGCUAGCUGUAAUUGCACCCAUUCCUCUCCGCUAGGCUCUCCCACACCUGGAUAAUUUGGGAGGGGUGAAGGGGAAUCACAGCCCAGCCAACAUCCAUUCCCUUCCAGUCUUCUUUACCUAAGGAAGAACUUGCUUUAUUUACAUUUAUAUACAUAUAUACACAUGUAUUUUUUUAAAGAUUUUAUUUUUAAGUAAUCUCCACACCCAAUGUGGGGCUUGAACUCACAACCCCAAAACCAAGAAUCUCAUGCUCUACUGACUGAGCCAGCCAGGUGUCCCAGAACUUGUUUUCAAGAAGGAAAGGGACGGGGUCAGACCUAAGUAAAAUUUUAAAGUACUACAUUUUUCCCUUCUGUGUUACUCCACCUUCCUUUCUGAGUUCCCUCCUUCCCACCUCCUGGCUUCCAUCUCCCACGUGGCUAGUACUGUGAUGGCUGCUCAAAUCCUCACUGCCUGUGCUGCCCUUACUUCAUCAACUCUCCCGCUACAAGGUGACACCUUUCACCUCUCCCCACUUAAGUGCCCAUUAUGGGUCAACUAAGCAAAGUGUUAGGAAGGAAACAAUUUAAAGAAACUAAUUUUACAGUUUGUAUUUUAUAAAAGGCAACCUGCUAAUCUAAAUAAAUUGGUGGGUUAGAUAAUUUGGGGACUGCGAUAUAGAUUGCUCUGGCUGAGAAGACAUGACCUGUGAAUGUCUAGACCUGUGCUGUCCAGUAUUGUAGGGACUCCCCACAUGUGGCUGUUUAAAUUUACAUUGAUUUAAUUAGAAAGUUAGCUUCUCAAGUGCACGAGCCGCAUUUCAAGUGCUCAGUAACUAUAGUAGACAGUACAGAUAUUGGACAUUUCCGUCAUUGCAAAAAUUCGACUGGACAGCGCUGGUCUAGAUCAUCGUACUCAAAUGUGGUCCAUGGACCAGAAGCAUCCAUACCACCCGGGAGCUUAUAGAAAUGCAGAACCGCAGGUCCACUCCAGACCUACCAAAUUUCAAUCUUCCUUUUAAACAAGAUUUGUCAGUGAUUAGCAUUGGCCUAGCCACAUUUUAUCCCUCCCAGAUAUUAGGGAUUGGAGUUCUUCAAAAAGCCCUCAGAAUAGCUCAUUCCCCAUCCCACCACUUCCUAGAAAUCCCAGAAAUGAGCUUUAACUCAUUCAUCACCCUCACUGAGUUUUCUUCUCAAUGCUUAUUCCUAACUCUGGUUCUAGAUAAACCCUACUUACCCAGGGGUUAUAUUUUGGUAGCUAAGAUAAAACAGGAGAUUGGCUGACCAACGCAGCUGGCCUCUCUCCAGCUCCCCACCUCAUAUCAAAGUCACUAACAAUCCACAUUUGCUCAAUUUCUUGCUCAUGUGACAUUCUCAUUUGUUCACAACUUAAGUCACAGGGAACAUUUCAGAAGAAUAUGUACUGAGAUAAGUAAAGACCGGGUCAGUCUCCUACAACUUGUACAUUUCACUUUCUCUUAUCACUAGAUUAUCUUGUUGACAUAGUUCAUGCUUGAGAAUACAAACAGCACACGCACAUGAAAUGAAUCACUAGGCAUGGAAAAAAAAAGAACCAAAAUGACUCCAAGUAAACUGAAUGUGUUAUUAAAGCCCUCAAAGAAGGCGUGUUUUGCUGGACUUUGUUUUUCUUAUUAUGCCAACUUAUCUUGAUUUUUCAGAGAGUUAAUAAUUCCUUAAAGUAGUGCCUGCAGUAUAUCAUAUUUUUGAUCCUAAAUACAGAUUAUUUAGUUCUAUAAUAAGAUCUUUCCCAAUGAUUUAUUGUCACUGCUUCACUUAAUCAUUUUUACGCAAUGAUAGCAUUUACCGAAACAGUACUGCCUGGAGCUUCUUUAGCUAAUUUUAAGGAAUAAAGAGGCACUACUUUAGUCCUAAUAGACAUUAUUUUUAACAGGAUUCAAGAAAGAAAAUAUUCAUGCAAAGCUAUGACUUAGAAAAUUACGGUGGACACCUCUAUAUACAUCAUUUCUAGAGUAAAUCAUCUAUUCUCUCAGGCUGGGCUGACAACACAAUGGACUUUAAUGUUAUAUAGAUGCGAAUUCUUCAAGGAUAUAGAUUUUCACUAAGCUCCAUAAACAUUACAUCUCUCAACCUUGACGUUUAGGAUCUCUCCUGCCCUCUCCCCGGAGAAUGAACUCAUCCUGCAUUUUUCAGAUGCAAGUCGGAUAAAACAAUGGGUUCAGAGUUUGAUAAUAAUACAAGUGGCAGUUCUAAAACCAAGUUUUUAAAAUCAGUUGGAAAGAGUGAACAGUGAAGAUUCUUCAAAUACUAACUAUUGGUCAAUGGAAUAACCUCCCUGGCAGUUCCCAUGUGGCUUGGCAGCCAUGUGUCUCCCUCUCCGGCUUGCCCUCGCCAAGUGCCAUGAGGCCUGGGACUUGUUUGUCUCUGCUAGGCAUCUCCCCGGUGACUUCUGUGUAGCAGUCUCUGUGUCAGAUGGUGAUAUGAUGCCUUUGCAGUAGGAUGCCUUCCUAAAAAAAACAACCAAAACUUUAAAAAGGCAAUGAUUAUUAGUUUUUUAAUACCCAAAGCAUUCUUUACCUUUAUAUUGCUUCUUUUUAUUAUUCUCUCCAAAUUUCUUUUAGAGACAUUUCUGUUAGCAGAAAAAACUAUAAAGGUUUAUCAUUACAGAGAAUAGAGAGAUAAAAAGACAGCUGGACUGUACCUAUUUGUAUACUUCUUUCCGUUAUUUUCAGGAAAAUAAGUUUAGUAGUAACUGAAACUGCACUAAACUCAAUAACAAUGUUUAAGAUAAAACCCCGUAUUACUACUAUAGAUGAACAGACUGAUUCCCCUUAUGUAACUAAGAUAUUCUAUUUACACAUAUUUAUAUCUUCUCUCUUAAUUUUUGAUGCACAUCCAAGCUUACAUUGGAAAAACAGAAACCAAGCCACUACUUAAAAGCUAUAAAAGCUCCACGUAAAAUAUUUCAUUUUAGCUACAAGUUAUUCAUUGCAUAGGAAUUUAUAAAUAGUCUGGAUAUUUCAUAGGAACUGCAUUUCAAGAGUAAAUUAACCAUAUCUAAAAGAACAUAGGGAUACUUUUAAGAUGCAUUAAGAUAAGUUCCAUAUUCAGUUGAUGAUGUCAUUGAAGUAGGAUAAUGCAGUUAGAUAAACAAGCUAAAAAGAAUAUAUUUUGUGGUCCUUACUGUUUGCACUAUUGUUUACCACAGCUUAGCCAUAUCUAUUUGUAUAUUCUAAGUAUUAAGCUGAUAUGUAGCUAAAGAUUUCUUACAGUUCUGGUAACUGGUAACUAGUGCUGUGAAAGAUUUUGGUAUUGUAACUUUCCCAGUUUUGUGAGUUAUAUAUUGUAUAUUGAGAUGACUAAUAAAUUGGAGUAAUAUAUUUAUCUAGAGCUGGGAAAAUAUGAUAAUUAUUUUCAAAUCUUCGAGUAAGUUGUAUGGAAUUUGUUUCUUCCUCUCAAGUGAGAUAAAAGUCUCACUUUUAUGUUAAAAUGUCUAUUUAUACAACAGGUUUCUCCUUUUACUGGUUUUGUUAAUUUUCUUAUUCAAAUUUUUCUUAUCUUUUGAUACCAAUAUAAUUAUCAUGCUGGUUAUUCAAACUGCCAAGAUGUAUUUUAGUUUGCAGGAAUUUUGGCAGACAAAAUAUUUAAUAACAAACCAGCUUUGUAUAUUUUGUGGCUCUGGGGGCAAGAAUUUUACCUUUGAAUCUCUAUGUGAGGCAGUGCUGAUACUAACAAAGUCAAUGAUAAGACAGUAUUACCUGUGACGAUCAUCAGUAGAAGGUUUUCUCAAGUUGUAUAAAUCAGUGCAUUUAUUUAUUAUGUUGUGAAAUUUAAUCUUUAUACAAAAUGCAUAUUCUAGCUCUUUUCUUUGUUACUGCUGUUGCUUAGAGUGUAAUACGUCUGUUAAUGAUUUACUUACGUACUUGAAGUACUCAUUUCUGUCAAACAGAUGCCCAAUUUUUUUCCUUGUUAAAAAAAAUGGUAUCUUUUUUACCAUCAUCGAUAACUAAAUAAUAAUAGGGAUUUGUUAAAAAAUAACUUGCAUAUUUAAAAUAAAUAUGGAAAAGGGCAUAAAGCCAAAAUGAAAUCACCGAUAUUAAGAAUUUAAUGUAACCAAGGGAUUCACUGUGCUAUAUUUUCUCAAUAUAUAUUUUAUCUCCAAGUCAGAACUUUUUUCUAUGAUAAACUUUCUGAUUUUCUUGUAAAAGAGAUCUCAGCAAUUGUAUGCCAAUAUAACACUCAACUGAACACUGAGAUUCUUGAACCCCAAAAAUAUCACCUACUUUAGGGGCCAGCUUUAGAUUCCAGGAUGUGUAUUUUAAUGCAUGUUUGCGUUUGACUGGCCUACUUUACAGAUAGUAACCUUGAUGGAUAAUGCUUUAUUUGUUUCUGUAAAUUAAGUCAUGGGAUUUUAAUGGAGUUCCAAGUUACUUUUGUUUAAAAAAGUAUUUUUUGUCCAACUCUUUAAAAAACUGGAGAUUUAAAACAUAAUGGCAUAACCUACCACAGAGAAAAAAAUUGUUUUUGAGGAAGAAGAAAAAUGUUCUGACUUAAUGUGAGGCAUUGUUGUGUACCAAAGAAAUCGAUUUAAUAAGCCCUUAAUUCAACCAUUUCAUUGUUUUACAGUGUGAACAAAAGGUGAAUUGUGAACUAGAGUAGGAGUUUAAGAAUUAAUUUACUAUAAUUUUAAAGAGAGUUUUGCGUUAAUUUUAUUGUUGCACAGUUAUUAAAGGCAGGAAAAAUACAUGAGAAACAUACUGAAAUAUGGAAACAUUAUGAAGGAAAGGAGCUUGAGCUGGUAAUUUGGCAAAGAUUUGGAAAUGAAUAGUUGGAACAUAGAUGUCUUCCACCUUAUAUUAUAGAAACGCAGAACAUGUGUGAGUCAUAUGGUAGGCACAAUACCACAAAAAACAAAAAAGUCAUGCUGGUCAAGUCUCAGAUUGGAUCUUUGUGGUAUCAAACUAGCCAGUGAAUUCAGGGAGCUCAUUCUACGGUUGCAGUUAGAAGUCAAUGAAGCAGGUUGUUUGGAUGACGUCAUCAUUUGUGUUUAGUACAUGACACAAAGGUCUGUGCUUUGUCAACUUCGUGAUUGACAGAGGGAGAACGAGUCAGAAGGACUUAGCUAGUUCCUAUGGAAGAGUACUUGUAAGUGUGGAUCACACUGUACCGUGCAGACUAAAGAGAUCUGCAUGAACUUGCUAAGCCUUGAGAUUUGUUCACAGUGAUAGAUUUUCCUUUCAUUUGAAACAAUGAAAGAUUGCCAAAAUUUACAAUAUUAUAAAUAGCUGAAUUAGAUGAUUCUGGAGUUGGACACGUAGUUUAGAUUUCUUUGGCUCUGUGACUGACUCUGGCACUGGCUCACUGUGUCUUUUCUACAAACUGUAUGUUUUGGUGUUUCAACUGUCCCAAUGAGAAAUGGCACGCAAUAUUAUCAAUUAUAAGUACGUCGUAAUUUUUCUUUUACAGCAGAAAUUAUGAAAGUGUGAAUCAUACUUAAAUUUACCGAUUCUUUCCUGCUGUCAUUUGAUAUACAAAGAAAGACUUCCAAAACCAUAGCACGAAAAUUCGAAGUCCACACUAAUAUCCGUGAUGUCCAGUGUGAAAGGAGAGUGCGGUUACAGUAAUACUACCUGUACCAGAGGAGGUUAUGCGUAUUUUCACCUAUGUACUACAGGCUGAUAUUACUCAUUCACUCCCACUUCUAAAAUCUUCAGAAAUUUAGAGUGAUUUUGUUUUUUCUACACUCACCCCAAACAACCAUUAAUAGUAGCAUAUAGAUACAUUUAAAAAAAAAAUCAUGAUCUUCAUGUCUUUUGUUAGAUGAACUCCCCAAAGAGGAAAAUGUCUCCUUCAAUCAGUGGUUACCAAAAUGAAAUAACGGGACUUUCUUAAUUUGUUUAAUCCCGUGCUGUGACUUACUCUCUGUACUAAGUGAAUCCUGAGUGCUCGCCCUGCUGUUUGAUCCGAGGCUGGAUCACUAGCUAUAUUGUCUGGCUGUGGAAUGAUGCUCCCUCAUGCGAAGGACCUUCCCUACUCCCUGUAAAGAAACUAAACUAGAGAUUGUUGUCAUUGUUACCGUAAUGGAAAGCCGAGUACAGUUAAGGGGGGAAAAUUAGAAUAGCCUUGUUAAAAUCAUUAAAUAUAGGUGAGGGUAAAUGAAUAUUGACUUUUAUUUUUACCUGACUUUUGAAUUCAGUCACUGAUAUUAAAAAAUUUGUUUCCUCCAUCUGGCAUUUAUAAUGGCGUACUAUGAUAACUUGGAGCUCCUCCUAUCCCCUCCCCCUAAGAAUGUUGAAAUGAUGAGCAGGGUAAGCUGUAUGAUAGAAGGAAAAGCUGGAAUCAGAACUUGUCUGCAUGGGAUUUUGAUCCAUCUUAAUGAUACAACCUAGUUUGCAAGAAGAUGGGUCUCUAAAUGGUAAUCCCAGAAAGAUUUGGUACAGUGACAGGAAGAAAUUCUUUUUCUGGGUAUUUGCUUAUCACGAUGACCUGGCAUACAGAUGACCCUCGUAUAAUUAAAGUAAUUAUAACUUUUAUUAGAACCUACCGUGUUUACAAAUCUCAGUUGUGCAGCAGCUUUUAAAUCUACAUAACGAUGAGGUGGGGAGAAUUGCAAACUUGAGCAGCUCUUUUGUUUCCUCUCCUUCUUUUACUUGAAAAGCUUUCAGAAAGCUUUUGAGAGAUGACACAGUUUUCAUAGCAACAUGAAGUGGUUAUGUCUCUGCCAAGAAACUCAUUAACUGAAAUAUGGAACAGACCCGUCGCUUCACCCCAGUCUUGGUUUUGGAUUGUAUAAGCAAAAGCAUUUCAUAUAUUAAAGUUUUCUCAGUGUUUAUGCAGUUGCAUAUUUCAUAUUUUGUCCAUCUCAAAAGUUGAAUUGACGUUUUAUGUUCUAUUUCUAAUUGCAGUGAAACGACGGUCCCAUUGCCUUCGCCCUCUCUCGGUACAAACCUUCGUGAUUUUUCUCUCCUGUGCUUUUGCCAUAGUUUUUCAGCAACCAGUUUCCUAUAUCUGUUUUCUCCUACCUCUAGUUCAUCUUCUACAUGGUCGACCGAGUGAUCUUUCUAAAACACACAUUUGCUUUGUCAUUCCUUUGCUGAAAAUUCUUACACAGGUUCUCCUUCUGGUAGAGCAACCUAACUCUUUAGCGUGGCGGAUGAGGGGCUCUCUGGCUUUGCCUCGUUCCACCCUUUUUAGCAUCCUCAGCCACCCUUUCCUCUAGAGACCUUUUGUAAGUCAGCAAUUUGGAGCGACUCCCAAUUCAUUGCCUUGGCCUCAUCACUUGCCAGAGAUCAACGCUUUCAAAACUCAGUUCAGAUUUAACUUUCUGUGAAGCUUUACCUGACUUCCCUGGCUGGAGUUAGUAUUUCGUCCAUGCUCCGUAACAUCUUGAAACUUUCUCUGUUAAAAUAACAUCACAUUCAAUAAUAUAUAUAUGCCUGCCUUUCUCCCCCACCCCCUGAAUUUCUCUCUUUGUAGUCUCAGCGUGGAGCUCGCACGUACAUAAUCGGACUUCAAUAAAUGUUUUUGAAGGACUGACAGUAAUAGAGCCCCCGAACUUCUUUGUAUUUUUAUACUUUCACAGAUGAAAGCUUAGACUUUCCUGAGUCACGUGAGGGGUGUGUGCGUUCAGGACCAGGUGAGCACGCGUGCACUCUGGGCGAGCCAACAGAGGGUGAACGGCAAGGGAGAGAGAUUGUUGGGAAGAGGAUAAUCGUUUGUUAGCUUUAAGUCAGAAAUAUUUACCAAAUCUGAAUUCUUGUUCUAAAAAUGAGGCUUACAAAAUUUUCACAUAACUAUCAAAUUCUUGUUUAUAAUUCAUAAGUAUGCCCUAAAGAUUACCUCUCUCCUUUGCAGACACAUUCAGUGUACACAAUUAUUUAAAACACAUACAUUGAUCACCUACACAAAAUAAGAUUUAAGAAAGAAUCAAAAACAAUAAUGAAGUGAAAUUUUCUCAAAAGUAAGAGUCAGCCAGAGAUAUAGACUGAAUUUGUGUGAUUUCAGGUCAUUUAUAGCUAAUGAUUAUUUCAUUUUUUUAUGAUGCAAAUAUAAGACAGCUUGUCUGUACUGUUAUCACCCCUUAUAGAACAUAAAGACUAAAAUCUAAUACCUACCAGUUUGGUUUUUUUUUUAUGAUUCUAUAAAACCUUCCACCAUGUUCCCAAAUCAUGAUAAAGGUCAACACAAAAAGUUCUUCGUAGUUAAUAAUUUCUAAAAUUAAAUAGUAAUAAAAAAUGCAAGUCAUUAAAUUAAAUGCCUUCUUCCUUUGCUCACUUGAGAGACAUUUUUCAACCUGUUUUAUACUGGGCACUUAAUUAGAUGCUGGGAAUACAGUAAAAUCGUUUGUCUUCAGAAUUAUUUUCUACAGCCUAAGAAAUUGGGCGGACAGGUUUUAAACCAAAUAUUUCUCAGGUAAUUUCAGUGUAGUCUUGUUCCCCCCCGAAAAUUAAUCAAAUUCUAUGUCAUAAAGAAUUAUUCCCAUUUUUAUGUCCAGUUUUUAUAGAGCCACCAAUAAUGUUUGACCAUCACUUGUCAAGUACAUUUUUCAUCAAUCAGUAGAACCCCAUUUCCACAACCAUAUGUGCUCUGUGUGGUCCAAGAGACUAAUAGAUCUGUUGAUCAAGGGUUAAAUUUCAAGUCCAUUUUAGGAAGGCAUAUAUCCCUGUUAAUGCCACAUACACCAAAAUAUAUGAGGUAUGCAUUGUAAACCCACAGCACAGCAGAGGGAAAAAAUUAUAAAAUUAUGCUUUCUGGUAUACUUCAAAGACUCUGAAGUUAUGGGUUGAUAUUUUCACCUCAAUUAUUUUUAAUGGGGAGUAGGGAGUAAUAAUAUUUAGCAGGUAGCAUACUUAUCUGAGCAUAUAGUAAAUAUAUUACUAGUAUUUAUAUGCCACAGUGCACUGAUAUCGAUGAAAGAAAACAAACACAUUUGAGUUAUAAACAAUUAACUUCUCUGAAUAUUUAUUGAUGAUUAGGCAAUAGGGUUCCUUUAUGGGAAGGAAAAAUUCUUUAUCUUUAUUGUCAGUAAGUAUGGAAAAAACCUUACUUGUAUGUAUAUUUACAUUUCGAUAGGCAUAUUUGGAAGUCAUUCUUUCCCAUCACUAUAAAGUAUCAACCAUUUCUUUGUUCUCUAGCAAAAGGAAAUUCUUAGUUUGAUACAACUUUACUGUUUGUUCGAUAUUGUAAAAGGUCCUCAAGAGAAGGAGGCUCAGAAGGCUGGGCACUUAUUUUACCUUUCAAUGAAGAUAAUCAGUAAUUACUUGCCUCCUGUUUACCAUCAUGUUGAAAACCUAGCAGUAUAGCUCCUUUUGUCCCUUACAUUUCAAAAGAUAGUUUUAAUCUAGCCUUUACCAUAUUAUUUAUAGUUAAGAAUUUACUACAUUUUGGUAGUCUGUUUUGAAACUUUUCCUUAUAUCUGAAAGAUGCAGAUCCUGUCUAUUUAUUAACACAAUGGGCUCUGUUUGCUGCAGAAAAGAGUGAAACUUUUAACUGCUUAGCACACUUGCCAGUGAAAUAUACCUGACAGAGCAGAGGUUAUAACUUUGGCUCUAAUUACUUUUAAUAAUGGUAAGAAAAUGUGUUUUGUUUGUUUACAUGCUGUUUACAAUGGCAUAAUUUUUUAAAUAUAUACAAUUGAGAUAUUUAUUGCAUACUAUUUUAAAGAUGUUUUAUGUGUUUUCACCUUUGGAAUAUAUUGUUACAGUUACUUAUACAGAUAAUUUGGGUGGCUUUGUUAAUGUAGCUAGUAAUUUUUAUGACUACUAAGUGAGCAGUUUUCCGUGCCUUUUAUUGUGGGAUGCAUGAUUAUGUAUUUAUUGUACGGAAGUCACUGAUGUGUGUAUUUUUGUACUUUGCUGAGAGUAAUGGUUGAUCUCGAUGUACAUGAUGAAGAGAGAUGCCUUUCCCAAAGGGCACUGCCUUGAGAUCGUCCUCAAAUAAAAAGAAUCCAUUUGGAAAA